This is a messenger RNA of Protopterus annectens (West African lungfish), 593 nucleotides long. Its product is annotated as asialoglycoprotein receptor 1-like. Lineage: Eukaryota; Metazoa; Chordata; Ceratodontiformes; Protopteridae. The transcript is spliced from 6 exons. The record is from RefSeq and is a predicted model, not a curated record. The coding region runs from base 21 to 593 and encodes 190 amino acids.
GGCACCCCAUAAGUCACCGAAUGGUGUUCCUGAAAGCUGUUAUUAUUGCUAUGAGUAUAUUGCUGCUGUUCUGCAUUAUAACUGGACUUGCUGUUAAAUACAAUCAAGCACAGAAUGAACUAAUGGAGUCACAGGAUGCUCUGGAAAAGAUGAAAGGAUCACUUUUGGAUAUGAAUUCAACCUUGUCACACCAGCUAGAAAAAUACAAGGAGACACAGCUGCAACUGCAUGAUAUCCUAGUUACACUGGAGACAGCAAAUAACUCAUUAAGGAGCUGCAAUACAUCUCUGGAAGCAUGCGUAAAAGAAAAGCAAUUGCCAAAAGAAUGCCCUAAAGGCUGGAUAUUUUUUAAAAACUGUUACACGUUCUCCAACAAGAAAGACACCUGGAAAAAUGCCAAAGAAUAUUGUGAGCAAAAAAAGUCCCAUCUUGUUGUAAUCAACACAGGUCCUGAGCAAGAUUUUCUGUCCAGAGAAAUGACCGAACCUCUUUACUGGAUUGGCUUAACAGAUCAAGGACAAGAAGGAAAAUGGCGAUGGGUAGAUGGCACAGCUUAUGACAAGGGUCCAAAAUGGGGAAAUAUUAGAGCUUGA